Molecule: messenger RNA, 980 nt
Organism: Cuscuta campestris
Lineage: Eukaryota; Viridiplantae; Streptophyta; Magnoliopsida; Solanales; Convolvulaceae
Source: the annotation of a GenBank genome assembly
CGUGUAUUUGUAUGACUACUUAUGAACUUUUGAACUUUGAAUCACCAAGCGUGCACAACUCGUAAAGUUGAAGGACUAUUUAUGGACUUUUGAAACUUGAAGUACCAAUCGUGCACAACUCAUAAAGUUGAAGGACCAAUAAUAGAGUUUAGCCUAUUUCUAUCUGAUCCUCUUAAUGUAUUCAUACAGGCAUACAGGGGAAUUCCACAAAGCGAAACAAUGGCAGGCAAUGGGGAUCAAGUUGCAGCUUUGUUAUUCUGGGGAGGCGACAUAAUUAAGCGCGGAUACAUGGGGUCCGUGGAUUACUCCGAGCAAUCAAAAACCAUGUGCUUCUUGAGUCGUCGGAGUGGACACAAGGGGGUGGUGGAGGAAGAGCUUGCCGCAAUGAACUCUAGGGGUGUUAAGGCCACAAGUCUCGACGCUCUUUUCGGGAAGUACCCGAAAACCGUUCCGGGAGGGAAAGUGGUGUGUGAUGCCAUUCCCCUCACGGACGACCGGUCAUGGAAUUGGUUCUUGCAGGGGGCGUUGGCUUCUUGUAAUCGGGACCUUGUCCACUUGUAUGCCGUUGCUGGAUUGGGAACAGGGAUGAAGAUCUUCCUGAACAUAUGCGACAGGGGGAAGUCGAAGAUGAGAAUCCUCGACGUGGAGUCGACGAACACGGUUGGUGAUUUGAUGGAGCAGAUUGAGGUUUUGGAAGGCAUCUCGGGGGACAAAAUGCGGCUCUACUUCGAUUGCCAGGUGCUUUGCCCCGACUUCACACUGGGCUACUACGGCGUCGAGAAUGAAUCCGCCUUGGAUCUCUUCCCCCGUCAAUAAUGACGGGGGACUGCUGCCUGCGCCAAAACCAAACAAACCCAAAUGUGGAAUAGGGAAUGUGUUUGCUUCUAGCUUUUUUGUUUAUUUUUUAUAAACUAGAUUCGUAUCAUGCAGAUCUUGUUAAGAUAAACCUAUAGUUUUAGCAAUGAAAGUUUAAACAUUAU